AUGCUUGGUUGCUGCCACUGCCUUUGCUCCAAGGAGUACAGUGCCUAUACUCGUGUAGAAUCUUGCUAUCCAAACGACGGUCGUGCUGACCCAGUUUACGCACGUGUUAGAGAGCUUAUAAACUGGGGCACACAUGAUGUCGAUCGUUUUUCAACGAUCCAUGAGAUUCUUGCUGACAGAAUCCAGCAGGAUAUCAACGGAUCGAACGAUGCUGGCGUACAAGUAGGCCUCAAAAUCUGCGCAAACAUCCUCCAAAAUGUUAGAGAAAUUAAUCACAAUCUUUCAACUACAAUGGCACGAAGCAUCACGCAGCUUAUUGCCACAAAGCGUCCACCAUUACUUCAAAUCGCAAAAAGUUCAACACAUGACUUAAUCCAAUACACCCAACGCCAUAUGCUUGCAGCUCCAGUCACUCAAAUUAUCAAUGCUUUCUUAGAGCUUGUUACCGAUGAGAGUCUCAAGGAGACCGUAUUCUCAUCUGUUGCAGAUAUUAUUUCGAUCGCAUCAAUUGAGUGGAUUCCAUUACCAAACAUUCUCAAAGUUGUCAAGACAUACUUCUCCGAUGCUUCGACAAGAGAAAUUGUUAAAUCAAUUGCCCACGUUGUUGUUCCUUUAAUUCUUGUGCGAUUGACCACAUCAUUAUUCCAAUUCUUUACUCAAAACAACCUUUGGGAUGAUGAGGACUUCUUAUCUUCCAUCAUGAUUAUUCUGUUCAACGAAAUGCCAGAUAAUUGUGGUCCUGGCUUCUUCAAAUGCUGGCUUGAACAGCUUCCUCCUCGUACCCCAGAAGCUGGACAUUGCAAGACACUCAUUUCUGUUACCGUUAGACUUGUAGAACAUAUCUCUCCAGAAAAAUUAAUUUCUCAAGCUCAAACAGACUCUCUCGGUGUUCUUUACCUCUUCGUACUCAAUUUACCGCAAUUAAUGUACAACGAUAAGGCUUCAAUCCUUGACAAUGCUUUAAUUAUUGAAAGAUUCAUUGUUUCUCACAUUCCACAGACAGAACUCCUCAAAAUAGCUCAUCAUCAGAUCUGGAUGUAUCUUCCAGAAGCAAUUAAUCAUCAACUCGACUACGAACAUGAAAAAGUUGGAUUAAUCUUCAGAUUUGCCUCAGCUUUCAACGAAUCCGCCAAAUUGAACCUUACUAAGUCAACGGUACAAGAAUCCCUCCUCAAAAUCCAGAAAUUCCUUAUUUCUUUCCAUCAUGAUGAAGCGACAUAUAAAAUUGUCUUAGAUCACAUUCACGAUUUGUACAUUGCAUACCCUCCAUCGCGUAUUGACCUUGUCGUGUACUUCCUGCUCGAUCUACAGCAAGAAGUCAUUGAAAAAGGAAACGAUCUUUCAAUGCACACAUUCAUCAUGUCCGCGAUGUCCUCAGCAGUUCACGAUGGACCAGCCGGACUUGCUGAAUACGUACAAUCGAUUUGCAACGCCAGAAUCCAAAGCAAACCACCGCAAGUCGAUCUUUCUCUUUCUUUCAUCGUCAACCAGUUCCCUGCUUUAGAAGGAAGUAAACCAGGCACUGACGUAAAAGUUGUUGACUAUUUCAUGAAAGAUAAAGUCCGCGCGAACGUUUCCCAGAGGAGACAAUCAAGUGCAGCAGCUGUUGUCAUUGCACACGCAACAUUUGAACAGAUGAAUUCAAGGUUACAUGAUGAAGAAGAUGAAGAAGAGAUUGAUGAAGUUUUCAAUCAGCCAAUUCCUCAUUUGGUAUUUGCUGAAGACGGAGAAGCUUCUGAACAAUCAUUGGUUGAACCUGUUCCACAAACAUUCGAUGAAGCAAUGCAGAAACAGAAAGGAAAGAUGAAAGAACACGAUGAUUUCAUGAAAUCAAUCAAAGACAUGAAAUUCGAAUGGAAGUCUUAUGUUCCUCUUCCUGAUGGACAUCCACAAGCCAACCAACAGAAGGAACAACAGAAGAAGAAAGAUGAAAGACAAGUGAACUUCAAAGUAGAAGAAAAACCAAGUAUUUUGGCUCCUCCAGAACAAAAAGUUGAUGAGAAACCAAAGGAAGAAAAGAAAGAAGAGAAAAAGGAUGACCAUGAUGAAUCUGAGUCUGGAUAUGAAAGUGAAUACUUGUACAGUGGUUCUUAUUAA
This is a messenger RNA of Trichomonas vaginalis G3, 2097 nucleotides long. RefSeq lists its product as uncharacterized. The transcript has a single exon. The coding region runs from base 1 to 2097 and encodes 698 amino acids. NCBI's taxonomy places the organism in Eukaryota, Parabasalia, Trichomonadida, Trichomonadidae. The record is from RefSeq and is a predicted model, not a curated record.